Geodia barretti is the source of this 888-nucleotide messenger RNA. Lineage: Eukaryota; Metazoa; Porifera; Demospongiae; Tetractinellida; Geodiidae. The record is from the annotation of a GenBank genome assembly.
AUGAGCAGCGCAAUGUCACACUGCAUACAAACCGUGUUGGGCGGUGUGGAGGUUCACCAGUUGACAGGGCCGAUUCUGCCGCACGAACACAUUGUGGUGGACUUCUCUCGUGGUAUAGUGGCUCCUCCUAGAGGUCUGGAGUGGCUCAUCCAGGCCAGACUCAAUCUGGGCAACCUCGGCAAGAUCAGACAAUAUCCCUACAGUGUCCAGAGGAACCUGGUCAUGGAUGAUGUGCAGGAGAUGGCGAGUGAACUGGAGAUGUUCAGGGCCGCAGGAGGAGCCACGAUCUGUGAGCUCUCCUGUGUCGGGGUGAGCGUAGGGGUGGAAGGGACGGGGGUGAGGUGUGGGGCGGCGUACAUCGGCUGCUCGUGGCCACUCCACCCCACCGAGGAGAAGGCACUCAGAGCUGCCUCCGCACUACAGAGGACACUGGGUCGCCACGAACAAUGUCCCUUCCAAAUUCUGGAUAUUCUGGAAUCAUCCGGUGCCGACAUCACCAGAGUGUGUAUCACUCAUAACGACAGGACCUUCCCCCCACAAUCACCUCGGCUACUGGACCUAGUGUCUCGCGGGUGCUACCUCAAUAUCUCUCUCUUUGGCAAAGAGUGCUCUCACUAUCAGUACGAUUCUAGUGCCGACAUGCCCAGCGACGCGCAGAGAAUUGAGAUGGUGAAACGUCUACUGGACGCAGGUCACAGGGAUAGGAUACUCGUCUCCCAUGAUGUCGUCUGUAGACACGAGCUGCGGAGGUACGGAGGUCAUGGGUACACCCACCUCUUGGAGCACGUGGUGCCCAAGAUGAUGGACAGGGGAAUAGACCAAGGAACUAUCGCGUCUAUCACCACCAACAACCCUCGCCACUGGCUGACUCCACUUUCAGUGUCUUAG